CACCCUGUUUGGAGUGAGUAUAAAUGCUCACCAGGGGAAGGGGACCCAGACCUCUGAGGCUUGGAGGAUUCACACUGCGUCUUCAGCCAGGUACCUCAUUCCCUCCAGCAUCAUGCCAUACAACUGCUGCCUGCCCGCCCUGAGCUGCCGCACCAGCUGCUCCUCCCGGCCCUGCGUGCCCCCCAGCUGCCAUGGCUGCACCCUGCCCGGAGCCUGCAACAUCCCCGCCAAUGUGGGCAACUGCAAUUGGUUCUGUGAGGGCUCCUUCAAUGGCAAUGAGAAGGAGACCAUGCAGUUCCUGAAUGACCGCCUGGCCUCCUACCUGGAGAAGGUGAGGCAGCUGGAGAGAGAUAAUGCAGAGCUGGAACGUAGGAUCCAGGAGAGGAACCAGCAGCAGGACCCUCUGGUGUGUCCUGCCUACCAGGCCUACUUCAGGACCAUUGAGGAGCUGCAGCAGAAGAUUUUGUGUGGCAAAUCUGAGAAUGCCAGGCUGGUGGUGCAGAUCGACAAUGCCAAGCUGGCUUCUGAUGACUUCAGGACCAAGUAUGAGACUGAGCUGUCCUUGAGGCAGCUGGUGGAGGCCGACAUCAACAGCCUGCGCAGGAUCCUGGAUGAGCUGACCCUCUGCAAGUCUGACCUGGAGGCUCAGGUGGAGUCCCUGAGGGAGGAGCUGCUGUGUCUCAAGCAGAACCACGAGCAGGAAGUCAACACCCUGCGCUGCCAGCUUGGAGACCGCCUCAACGUGGAGGUGGAUGCUGCUCCCACUGUGGACCUGAACCGUGUGCUCAAUGAGACCAGGUGUCAGUACGAGGCCCUGGUGGAAACCAACCGUCGGGAAGUGGAAGAAUGGUACACCACACAGACUGAGGAGCUGAACAAGCAGGUGGUGUCCAGCUCAGAGCAGCUGCAGUCCUGCCAGGCCGAGAUCAUCGAGUUGAGACGCACAGUCAACGCCCUGGAGAUUGAGCUGCAGGCCCAGCACAACCUGAGAAACUCUCUGGAGAACACCCUGACAGAGAGUGAGGCUCGCUACAGCUCUCAGCUGUCUCAGGUGCAGUGCCUGAUCACCAAUGUGGAGCACCAGCUGGCUGAGAUCCGCUGUGACCUGGAGCGUCAGAACCAGGAGUACCAGGUGCUGCUGGACAUCCGGGCCAGGCUGGAGUGUGAGAUCAACACAUACAGGGGCCUGCUGGAGAGCGAGGACUGCAAGCUCCCCUGCAAUCCCUGUGCUACAACCAACGCAUGUGAUAAGCCCAUUGGGCCCUGUGUCUCUAAUCCUUGUGUCACAAGAUCUCGGUGUGGACCUUGCAACACUUUUGUGCAUUAGAGAUACCGUUGCCAGAAGGGGGACAAAGAUACCAGUCACACCUUGGUUCCACCUCAUCCCAAGACCUCAAAAAGUGACCACACUGGACAAAGACCAGUGCUUGGGGUCAGUUCCAGCCUGCAGUCAUUUGUUGGUGUCAUCCUUGGGCACAGGAGAUGCAAAGUCUGUCUUUUGAGUAGCCUAUAAUAUUCACACAAAGCCAUAUUUACAUGUGCUAUCCUAUGCUUUAAUAAAACGUAUCUAAAUGUGAUUUGUAAAUAGUUCUGUUGAGUAUGGGAGAGCUGGUUGACAAGCUUGUGUAACAGAACAUCAAUGGACUUAACCUUUUUUGUGACACUUUCUGUCUUUUAAAUGCAAUACAAAUCCUUGUUUGUCCUCCCAAUAAAUUCUUAUUCUGGCA
Arvicanthis niloticus (Nile rat) is the source of this 1727-nucleotide messenger RNA. RefSeq names its product keratin, type I cuticular Ha3-I. The record is from RefSeq and is a predicted model, not a curated record. Lineage: Eukaryota; Metazoa; Chordata; Mammalia; Rodentia; Muridae. Gene Ontology annotation, biological process: epithelial cell differentiation; intermediate filament organization. Gene Ontology annotation, cellular component: cytoskeleton. Gene Ontology annotation, molecular function: structural molecule activity.